AUGGACGGCAACUAUUACAACCCAAACAUGACUAGGAACUCUGGAUCUGAAGGAAACAAUAAUACGGAGCUGAGGAUAGUGAUGGUGGGGAAGACUGGAACUGGAAAGAGUGCCACUGGAAACACCAUUCUGGGAAGACAGUGCUUUGAAUCAAAGUUCAGUGCUAAGUCUAUGACUGUACACUGUUCUAAGGGCAGAGGUGAGGUGUUUGGACAACAGGUUACUGUAAUCGACACUCCGGGCCUGUUUGACACCAGGUUUGGCAUGGAUAGAACAACUAAAGACCUAACCCAGUGCAUCAGUUAUGCUUCUCCUGGACCCCAUGUCUUCCUGGUGGUCAUCAGACUGGGAAGAUACACUGAAGAAGAAAUGAAGACGGUGCAGAGGAUUCAAGAAAUCUUUGGCCAGGCUGCUGACAGAUACAGCAUGGUGCUCUUUACUGGUGGUGAUGAACUAGAUACCACUAUUGAGGAGUUCUUGUGUGAAAGUUCAGACCUGCAGGAAGUUGUAUCCAGAUGUAACAACCAGUAUCAUGUCUUCAAUAAUAAGCUGAAGGAUCGUACUCAGGUCACUGAGCUGCUCCAGAAGAUCAGAAAUAUAGUCCAGAAGAACGGAGGAAGCCACUACACCAACGAGAUGUUCAAAGAGGCUGAGAGGGCAAUUGAGGAGGAGAAACAGCGCAUCCUCAAAGAGAAAGAAGAAGAAAUACGUAGAGAACAAGAAGAACUGGAGAGGAAACUAAAGGAAAACCGUGAAAAAGAGAUGGAGAAAAUGAUUGCUCAAUUUCAGGCUGAGAGAGAGAGGGAGAUGAAAGAGAGGACAAGUAAAGAGGAGGAGGAGAGAGAGGCAGAGAGAAAGAGAGAUAGAGAAGAGAGAGAAAGGGAGAAGGAGGAGAUGGAGAAGGAGAGGAAGAGGGAGAAGGAGGAGAUGGAGAAGGAGAGAGAGGAGAGGGAGAAAGAGCGGAAGAGGGAGAGAGAGGAGAGGGAGAAAGAGUGGAAGAGGGAGAGAGAGGAGAGAGAGGCAGAGAGGAAGAGAGAGAGAGAGGAGAGAGAAAGGGAGAUGACAAACAUGAUGAAUGAAUUAAAGGAACAGCAGGACAGAGAAGUCAAAGAGGAAAGAGAUAGGUUGCAGCACAGACAUGAGAAUGACGCCAGAGAGCAAGCUGAGGAGUCUAAUCCAGUAUAUUAUCUGACGAAAGCUGCUCAAGAAAUGGCUGAAGCCGUUAAAAAGAUAUGUGAAUGUUUUGUAAACUUGGGAGUGGCAAUACGGAGUGUUCCCAUAUUCAGGUAG
Scomber japonicus (chub mackerel) is the source of this 1290-nucleotide messenger RNA. RefSeq names its product GTPase IMAP family member 9-like. NCBI's taxonomy places the organism in Eukaryota, Metazoa, Chordata, Actinopteri, Scombriformes, Scombridae. The coding region runs from base 1 to 1290 and encodes 429 amino acids. The record is from RefSeq and is a predicted model, not a curated record. The transcript is spliced from 2 exons. Gene Ontology annotation, molecular function: GTP binding.